This is a messenger RNA of Adineta ricciae, 1698 nucleotides long. The record is from the annotation of a GenBank genome assembly. NCBI's taxonomy places the organism in Eukaryota, Metazoa, Rotifera, Eurotatoria, Adinetida, Adinetidae.
AUGCCAUUCUGGAAAAAAGACCAAGCUAACAAAGAAUUAUACACGAGCGUUGUUCAAGGUUUAAAGCAAAUCUAUUCAACGAAGCUAUUACCACUUGAAGAAGCAUAUAGAUUUCAUGAAUUUCAUUCCUCACAAUUGGAAGACAGCGAUUUCGCCGCGAAACCAAUGGUUUUGCUUGUUGGACAGUACUCGGUCGGUAAAACAACAUUUAUUCGAUACUUACUAAAUGAAGAUUUUCCGGGCAUUCGAAUUGGGCCAGAGCCAACAACGGAUUCAUUUAUUUCGAUUAUGUACAAUGAUCACCCAGGGGUUGUGCCAGGCAAUGCUUUAGUUGUCGAUCCAACAAAACCGUUUCGACCGUUGUCGAAAUUUGGCAACGCUUUCCUGAAUCGAUUUGUUUCUUCACAAUUGAAGAACGAUAUUCUCGAAACGAUUACCUUUGUUGAUACACCAGGUAUCUUAGCGGGUGAAAAGCAACGUGUCGAUCGUGGUUAUGAAUUCAGUCACGUACUUGAAUGGUUUGCCGAUCGUUGUGAUCGAAUUUUGUUACUAUUCGAUGUGACAUCGUUGGAUAUAUCCGAUGAAUUGAAACGCGCGAUCGAAGUUUUAAGACGAAAUGAUGAUAAGAUACGUAUUGUUCUAAACAAAGCAGAUAGUAUUGAUCAGCAAGCGCUCAUGCGUGUUUAUGGCGCACUGAUGUGGUCAUUAGGAAAAGUUCUGGGUACGCCAGAAGUUUGCCGAGUUUAUGUUGGAUCAUUCUGGUCAAAACCGCUACAAUUUGAUUUUAAUCGACGUUUGUUCGAAUUAGAAGCUAAAGAUUUAUUUAGUGAUUUGGAAUCGUUACCAAGAACAGCAACACUUCGAAAACUAAAUGACUUGAUCAAACGUGCACGAUUAGCUCGAGUGCACGCGAUGAUCAUCAGCGAAUUGAAAGAAAGUAUGCCAAGUGUAUUUGGUAAAGAUACAAAACGUCGAGAAUUGAUCAAUAAUUUGCAUUUGAUUUACGAAAAAAUUGAACGCGAGCAAAAUAUUCCAUUAGGCGAUUUUCCGAAACUAGAUCGUAUGCAAGAAAUUUUACGCAACAUGGAUUUUACAAAAUUUAAAUCUCUCGAUCGAAAGAUACUCGAUCGCGUCGAUAAAAUGCUUGCUGAAGAUGUACCUCGAUUGAUGAACAUGUUGCCACGCGAAGAACAAGCAUACAUGGCUUCAGCUGCCCAAAACGAAAGUAAACUGACUCAAUUAGGAAGCACAAUAUUUCACGAUCAGGAAGAUACUCCGUUCGGAGAGGGCACCGUUGAAGGUAUCAAUGCUGGUAAAGGUGAAUAUGAAUGGAUUGUUGAACGUUCGAGAGGCGAAUACGAUCAAAUAUUUGCUCAAUUGUCACCACAGAAUGGUAAAGUUAGCGGUGCCUCUGCGAGACAAGAAAUGAUCAAGUCAAAAUUGCCAAACAAUGUUCUCGGUCGUGUUUGGAAACUGAGUGAUAUUGACAAAGAUGGCAUGCUCGAUAUUGAUGAAUGGGCGCUCGCUCAACAUCUUAUUAAAAUUAAACUCGAGGGUCAUGAAUUACCAACAACGCUACCUGAUCAUCUUGUUCCACCAAGCAAACGCCAUCUGAUCAGUAAUAACAACACAAAUACCACUACUACAAGUGGAAUUUAUCCUACAAUCAGUAAUAAUUACGGCGGCGGUUACAGUUGA